UGUAGCAGAAAGAGAACAAAGGCCAUCUGAUUCUUCAUCCAAGAAGCUCUCUCCUUUCUCUCCAUCGUCUCCUGUAUGAACUGGUUCAGCUUCCGCGUUAUUUUUCUUUCUAAUUUAUCAUCCUCAGAAGCAGAAAAGAAGGGAAACCUGAAGGUUUUCAUCAUUUAUUUAUUUUUUCUUUUCAUUUUUUUUACCGGUUUAUUUGAAACGAUGUCGUGUUAUCUAUAUACAUUGUCCCUCAAAAUUGAUAUUUGAGACGGCUUCUCGCAAAGCUACGUUUACAAGCUUGUGACAGAGAAACCCUACCCUACCUGAAUUUACCGUAGAACGGCCAUUAGAAGCGAUUGCUGAAAAAGAGAAAGGCGGAGGCGGCGGCAACCAAGAUGUCGUCGACGCUUUUGGAGGUGACUCGCGCAGCUCAUGAGGAAGUGGAACGGCUCGAGCGGAUCAUAGUGAAGGAUCUCCAGAAUGAGCCCGCGACGAACAAGGACCGGCUCUUUCAGAGCCACCGAGUUCGUAACAUGAUCGAAACCAUCAUGUCUACUACGCACAAACUCGUGGAGAUUUAUGAAGAUAAGGAUAGUGCAAGGAAGGACGAGAUUGCAGCUCUUGGGGGCCAAACAGCAACAGGAACAAACGUGUUUAGUGCGUUUUAUGAUAGGCUGAAAGAGAUUCGUGAGUACCAUAGAAGGCAUCCAGCAGCACGCGUUGUUGAUGCCAACGAGGAGCAUGAGGCACUGCUUAAAGAGGAACCCGUAAUUGAGUUCACUGGGGAGGAAGCAUUUGGGAAAUAUUUGGACAUGCAUGAGUUGUACAACCAGUUUAUUAAUUCAAAAUUCGGGGAGCCUAUUGAAUACUCUGCUUACCUUGAUGUUUUUUCACAACCACAUAAUAUCCCUCGAAAACUGAAGUUAACAAGGCAAUAUAGGGAAUAUAUGGAGAAUCUACUCGAGUAUUUAAUUUACCUUUUUCAACGGACAGAGCCCCUGCAAGAUCUUGAUAGGAUAUUCUCUAAGGUUACAGCCGAAUUUGAGGAGCAAUGGGAAAAUGACAAUGUACAAGGAUGGGAGAAGGAUGUUAAAGAAAGUGGGCAACUUCCACCUCAGCAUACUGUUAUCGAUCUUGAUUAUUACAGCACAGUUGAGGAACUUAUGGAAGUGGGCCCUGACAAAUUAAAGGAGGCAUUGGUUGCAUUAGGACUAAAGAGUGGCGGUACUCUUCAGCAGCGUGCAGAGAGGCUUUUCCUCACAAAGGACACACCACUUGAGAAGUUGGACAAGAAGCAUUUUGCGAAAAGGUCACAUGGAUCAGAACAGAAUGGAGGUGCACCUGCCUUAAAAGAAGUUGACAAUUCAAAAGAAAUUGCCCUGAUGGAGGCCAAAAUGAAAAAACUGUGUGAUUUACUGAGUGAGACUAUUGUACAGACAAAAGAAAAUGUUGUGAAGAAGCAGGCUUUGACAUAUGAUGAAAUGGAAGCAGAGCGUGAGGAGGAAGAGAUGCAAGCUGACACUGAAAGUGAUGAUGAGGAGCAACAGAUUUACAAUCCUCUCAAGCUGCCAAUGGGUUGGGAUGGAAAGCCUAUUCCUUACUGGCUGUAUAAACUUCAUGGUCUUGGUCAGGAAUUCAAGUGUGAGAUAUGUGGGAACUAUAGUUACUGGGGACGUAGGGCUUUUGAGCGGCAUUUCAAGGAAUGGCGCCAUCAGCAUGGGAUGCGUUGUCUUGGCAUUCCAAACACCAAGAACUUUAAUGAGAUCACAUCAAUUGAGGAAGCAAAAGAAUUGUGGAAAAAAAUACAAGAGCGGCAAGGACUGAACAAGUGGCGACCAGAUCUUGAGGAGGAGUAUGAAGACAGAGAGGGGAAUAUCUACAACAAAAAGACAUAUACUGAUCUGCAACGCCAGGGAUUGAUUUAAGUUUACAAUACUGGUGGAUGCCUGCCUCUGAGUGAAUGAAUUUUUGCAGUUGGCCCCCUUAACUGAGAGUAACCUUCCCAAGCCAAGGUGUAGUUCCAAUUACAGUUCUUUGCAUCAUCUUAACCAUGUUGGCCCUGACUCUGUAAUACUGCAGUGUAUUGUACCAGUAUGUAGUCUAAAAAUUUCACUAUUUGAGGAAUUGAAGCAAUCCCAAAAGACGGAUGAGCCUGAAUUAUAAAUUCAUUUACCUUUCCCUCUCCCCUGCCUCUGUAUGUGUACUGCAUACAAUGUGAUCCUCGGUCCAAGCAAUUAUGAUAAAGCUAGUGUGGCAAAUGACAUUAAUUUUUCUAUUUAUAUUU
Hevea brasiliensis (rubber tree) is the source of this 2272-nucleotide messenger RNA. Its product is annotated as splicing factor SF3a60 homolog. Lineage: Eukaryota; Viridiplantae; Streptophyta; Magnoliopsida; Malpighiales; Euphorbiaceae. The record is from RefSeq and is a predicted model, not a curated record. Gene Ontology annotation, molecular function: zinc ion binding; RNA binding. Bases 384 to 1913 code for a protein of 509 amino acids. Gene Ontology annotation, biological process: mRNA splicing, via spliceosome. Gene Ontology annotation, cellular component: nucleus; spliceosomal complex. The transcript is spliced from 12 exons.